Messenger RNA from Brassicogethes aeneus, 986 nucleotides. Lineage: Eukaryota; Metazoa; Arthropoda; Insecta; Coleoptera; Nitidulidae. The record is from the annotation of a GenBank genome assembly.
CUUCUGGUACUGUCAUUUUUGUAUUUAAGGCCAACUUCGCGGUGUUUUGCUGAAAACCGUUAUUUUUAUUCAAAUUUCAAACUGUGUUGAUCUUUGUUGCAAGUUCUAUUGAAAAUGUUUCCGAUUAAAAGUGAUAGUUUUAGUUUUCGGCGUAAUUCGACAGCGAAUUCUUCGAAUUCCAGUAACAGAAGCUCGGGAAUGCAAAAUUGUAGGAGAAAUUUGCAGAAGAAUUUCGAAGAUAAAAGUGAUGAUUCCAGUAAGGAAGGUAACGAUAGGAGCGUUUUAUCCGUUUUGUCUUUCAAUGAGAAUACGAGGAAAGUUUUGAGGAAUGGGGCUGAAAGGAUUACAAAGACUUUUAACACAGUUCGGACUACAUUUGGAUCAAUUUCACAGAAGUUCAAAAUAUCGACCAAAAGACGUCAAAUUUUGGAGGAAGGACCCAUGACUCCCAAUUGUGCAACCCCACAAACUUUUUCAAAACAAAUUCUUGGCAGGACUCCAGAGAAAAUGUACAGCCCCUUUGGUAUCGAUAGCCCUUACUGUAGUACAACAUACAACAAAGAGAAUGUGCCUAAUUUGAAUAAUUUUGCCUCUUUAUCAAAAUACAAUAGAUAGGUAUACCUACCUACAGGUAACUUAAUGUAAUAUUUUAAAGUAUUUAUUGUACUUUUAUUACUAUGUUUGUGUUUGAAUAUUAUUUCAGUGAAAUUAUUUUAAGAAAGGGAUUAUUACAGGUGUUUAUUAUGGGCGAAAAAAAUUUAAAGUGAAAUAACAAAAUAAACAUUUUGUUCUAUAAUUGCUUUUAAAGGAUUCAUACACUGCGUAGAAUCCCUUUACACACCGGUAUUUUUUACAUUAAAAUCGCAUUUUAUUAUUUUUUUUAAUAAUUAUUUAUAAUUUUUUAGACUGAUCUUUUUACUCUAAGGCAAAAUAUUUUUGCCACCUUAUAUUUAUUAUGUAAUUAUUAAAAUUUAUACAGUUUAUAA